AUGAACGAUAAUCGUAAAGGCGAAAUUUUACGAGAUGCUCAAAGACAAGCUGCAAUAGUGUCACCAAUUCCUGGAACAACACGUGAUGUUAUUGAAGUUUCGUUAAAUAUUGGUGGAUAUCCAAUCGUUAUAGGCGACACUGCAGGAUUAAGACAAACUGAUGAUUUGAUCGAGAUUGAAGGAAUUUCAAGGGCAAAAAAAUGGUGUUUAUCAUGUGAAACUGGUGAAGGCUUCAAAGAAUUUUUGGAUGAAUUUGUCAAUCUUUUAAAAACAAAAUAUGAUUCGUCAACUUCACAAGUUGCCCUAAUAACUCAAACAAGACAUC
Entrophospora sp. SA101 is the source of this 325-nucleotide messenger RNA. NCBI's taxonomy places the organism in Eukaryota, Fungi, Glomeromycota, Glomeromycetes, Entrophosporales, Entrophosporaceae. The record is from the annotation of a GenBank genome assembly.